AAUCCGAGCCGUGGUUUGAAGGUUGAGGGGGGGCUUAUUGAUGGCGUACGGGCAUGGCUAUGGACUAUGGUGGGCUGCACCGGAGCCCACUUUGCUCUUCCUUCAUAUAGGCGCAAGCCGAUGAUUACUUUCCUCAGUUGUAAGUGGUUCCUCUCCGCCAAUGAAUCCAUAGGUGUGAGGAGUCUUUCAGAGUUAGAGUCUGAGCACUCGGUCCAGGUCGCUAUGAUGGCUGCUCGUAAAGCCGAGCUUGCUCAGAAACAGAAGAAGAAGUCUGCCAAACCUCCUCUCUCAAGCAAAGACGAUGAAGAGCUCCUUCCUACUGACGAUGAUGUCGAGACUUCUGAGGAGGGGUAUGUGGAUAUAGAUAUCGACCAAGAAGAACUUGAUGCAGGUAGGACAGCCGACGACCAUGAGUCGCUCGCUUCCCGUCGUGCGAGAUUCAGGCCUGGUGGCCAAGCUCCUACCCAGGUUGAUACACGUGGCCAGUCCACACACGAACGACCCGAGACUUCGCCGACAGGGAGGAAGGUAAUACUUCGUCAUUUUCAUUGCUUUAAGAUGACUUACCUUCUGGGAUUCGUAAUCAUGUUUUAUGUUCCAGGGUUCUUUGAAGAGGGCGAACUCCCAUUGUCUCCCGUAUUCACUGGUUCUGAUAAUAUGGAUAGCUUCAUGGAGCAGAUGUGCGACGCCCUUCGUGACGGUUCUCUGGGUAUCGAUCUAAACAUUGAUCUUGGACAGGUGAAUAGUGUUGAGCCCACCGUUCCAUAUUCAGGUAUAUCUACAUCCGAUGAUACCCUCCUCAAACAUGGGGAAAGAGAAUCUUCUGUUCUUGCUGCAGAUGUCGCGAUGGAAAAGCCAGUUGAGGACGGAGCCUUUCAUGAUGUAGGUUUCGAGGAACAAGGGUGUGCUCCUGUACCAAGUUUCUCGAAACCCGACGUUGGAUUAUUAGCCGACAUGCUGGCUGAACAGACUACCAGAGAAACCGUGAGACCACCAUUUGGGAGUGAUUCACUCACAGGACCAGCCACUUGGACCGAUACCCUUAUGACUCUUGGCAUUCCCGUUGUAUCUGAGGACGAUGGGGUUGCCGGACCGGCCAUUGUGCCUGAUACCACUACAGUUUCUGGGACCGAUAGUUUGCAUAGAAGUGGCGUCUUCCCGCCAUCGCCGAGUGGUAUGACCGAUUUGCCUACAGGGGUUGAUAUACCCUCUAUGACCGCUCCUGCCGUUAUCUCGGAGUCUGUCGGACCUCAGCCCGAGGGGACCUCCGUCGGCAUAGGUAUACUAGGAAUUUGCCUUUGA
Molecule: messenger RNA, 1302 nt
Organism: Asparagus officinalis (garden asparagus)
Lineage: Eukaryota; Viridiplantae; Streptophyta; Magnoliopsida; Asparagales; Asparagaceae
Exons: 6
Coding region: 67-1302 (411 amino acids)
Source: RefSeq, a predicted model, not a curated record